UUCUGUAAAUGGGAUGAGGGUGAUUAGCUGGGUUUAGGAUGACGUACAGUAACUUUGUGUUUAAUCAUUUGGAUCCUUGGCUUUUCUCCUCCCUUUGCAGAUAGAGGGACACCACAAUUUGCGUCUGUACCUGAGGACACUGCUGUUUUAAUUAUUGACAUGAAUUUUUUUUUUUAAGAUCAUGAAAAUAAUGUGUUAACAUUGGCGUUUACCUUUGGAGGAACCUGAGUUGGACUUAGUCUAUUAUGGGUGUGAAGAUCAUCAUGAAAGUAGCUAACACGUUCUCGCUUUUCUGGAAUGGAUUACACAUUGCACCUUGAACGUACUUUCAGCGUUCAACCACUGUAAGCUACAUCCACCAGACUUUUUUGGCUUUUAUUUCGGACUUUAACUAGUUGUUCAACAUGGCUCUUAUGAAGGUAAAGUUUGACCUGAAGAAACGGGUGAAGCUGGCCCAGAUGCUAUGGCUCAUGUACUGGUUUUCCAUUAUGGCAGGCGUGCUGGUCUUCAGCAUGGGCCUUUUCUUUAAAAUCGAACUGCGCAAGAGAAGCGAACUUAUGGACAACAAUGAAAGUCAUUUUGUACCCAACAUUCUCAUCGGAGUGGGGCUUUUAGCAUGUUGUCUCAAUGCCUGUGGGGGUAAAAUCUGCUACGACUCGCUUGACUCCACCAAGUUUGUGAAAUGGAAGACCAUUUUAAAGCCCUUUCUCAUUUGUUGUUUGUUCUUCAACGUCCUCCUCAUCGUCACAGCGGCUAUGUGUUUUGCCAUGCGCAUUCCUCUUGAGUUCACACUUGCUGAGGGCCUAAAAAAUGGAAUGAAGUACUACAAGGACACUGAUACACCCGGACGCUGCUACAUGAAGAGAACACUGGAUCUCAUGCAGAUGGAGUUCCGCUGCUGUGGCAACAACAACUACAAAGAUUGGUUUGAGAUCCAGUGGGUGAGCAACCGUUACUUGGACUUCAGCUCUAAAGAAGUGAAAGACCGAAUCAGCAGCAACGUGGAUGGAAAAUACCUAAUGGAUGGAGUUCCCUUUAGUUGCUGCAACCCUAGCUCUCCACGGCCCUGCAUCCAACAGCAAAUUACCAACAACUCGGCUCACUACAGCUACGACCACUACACCGAAGAGCUAAACAUCUGGAAACGUGGCUGCCGAGACGCUCUUGUGUCCUACUAUGGCGGAAUGAUGAACACCAUUGGGAUACUUGUGCUGAUGGUCACCCUGUUGCAAAUUGCUGUAAUGAUUGGACUUCAGUAUGUUAACACAUCUCUGUCCACACUGGUCAACCCAGACGACCCUGAGAGCGAGAGCGAGGGCUGGAUCCUGGAGAAAACCGUCAAAGAGACCUUCACUGACAUCAUGGCUAAGAUGAAGGCCAUGGGAAAAGGCAAUCAAGUGGACGAAGGGGCAAACGAAGAAGGUGUUGCCACUGACAGCUGAGCAAGCCCCGCCCACCUAACUUUGGCCACACCUACCUGAGGUAGAGAGCUGUGGGACACAGCCUAAAACUGUAAUUAUAUCACUCAAACUACACACAGUGUAGACAAAGCCAAUUAAGUGAAGAACCGGUGAAGUAAAAUGUAAAUACAAACAUUUGUCCGUCAGUUACAUUCCUUUAAUUAAAUUAGUAGGCCCCAUAUUAGAAAAAAACAACAACCUCAUAUUAACAUUCAAAUGUUUGGCUUAUAAAGAGUGGAAAAUGUAAUUUACCCAAAUGUAAUUUUGCCAGCUUCGCUUUUCCCUUUGACUUUGUACUUUGCUACACAAACAACAAUUUUAUAGUCUUGUUUUAAUUCAUAUUUGAGUUGAUAUUCAACCUAAGAAUGGCUAGUCAGCGAUUUGGAAUAGUGUGAAAGAUAUAAAUAUGGAAACUAGCCUCAGUACAGUGAGUACUUCUAUUUAUUAGGAAUAAACAAUGCUAUUUGUCAUGUGACAGGUAUGACAAAUAAAAAGAAAACAUGAGAAGCUAGACAGGUAUGAAAUGUGGAGUGAGAGUGCACAAACUUUUGACAAAUGGAGAGACAACAAGUUAAAUGUUUUAAUUUAUUUUAAAGUAAUGUUUUAUUAAAAAAUAAAAUAAAAGUUAUAUUUUUGAGGUACCAGGGUUGUGAUUAGGGAAAGGGUAAAAAAAAUUAUAAUAUAUUUUUGUGACCCGUCCGAUGAUAAGUAUACUGCUAUGGUAUACUGCUAAAAGGAAAGGCUGAUUUUACAGGUUUAGGAGACAAUGUUUGAGGCUCCAAAUAUGUGCUAUGGUACAGAGGGAUAACCAGGUCCAGGGUGAGGGGAUGCUUGAGAAGGCCCCUGGAGUUGAGGAGACAGCUUAAGACUGGCAGCUAAACCCUGACCUGUGACUUCUGCAUCCCACUGCUGGGAGCUCCUGUGCUUUUAUAUCCGCACAACUACUCCAUGAAACGUCCCAGGCCAGAGACUGAAACUCUAUGCUCAAACCUGUAAUUUUUUGUAAUUAUUUUAUUUUAAUUCUAAUUGUGUGUCUAUGUAAAUAGUGUAGAAUUAUUUCAAAAUAUAUUUUUCUUUUUGUAAAAAUACAGUUUACAUGAAAAUACAAUUACUUGUAAGGAAAGUUGACUUUACUAGAAUGGUGUCUGGUGCAUAGUGUUUGUUAUUGUGAA
Labeo rohita (rohu) is the source of this 2632-nucleotide messenger RNA. It is a transcript of the gene prph2a, whose product is annotated as peripherin 2a (retinal degeneration, slow). Lineage: Eukaryota; Metazoa; Chordata; Actinopteri; Cypriniformes; Cyprinidae. The transcript is spliced from 3 exons. Gene Ontology annotation, biological process: visual perception. Gene Ontology annotation, cellular component: membrane. The record is from RefSeq and is a predicted model, not a curated record. Bases 405 to 1442 code for a protein of 345 amino acids.